ACUGAGUGUCAGUCUGAAGAGGAAGUUGUAGCAGUGCUGUGUGUUUCAGGCUGUGGUUAACGCAGCACUCUGCUCUUUUCAGAGCCAGAAAGUGCUGUGUUAGAUUCAGAGAAGGACGUUUUCGCUAGGUGUGGAUUGCUGUUUGUACUUCUGGAUCGGGCCUCAGAUUGCAAGCCAUGCUCUCAACUUCAAGCCCAGGUCUUGGCACCCAGCUCCUCCUCAUCCUUGUCCCCAACCUCCAUCCCAGAAGACGUCUUCUUUAGCAGUUCACCUGAGGACAAGAGACAUUUCUUGACUGAGAGCAACCAGUGCAGCAGUGAAGAGGACCUUUUAGACUUCUGCUCUUCUCUGAGAGAUUCAGAAUAUUUCAGGGACCUGCAACUUGGAUCCACUGAACCACUGGACUCACAACUUCCAGUUUUAACUGACCCGGUUUCUGCCCCUUUGGUGCCUCCUGCAUGCACCUCAGAAAGUGGAUCUAGGCCGAAUCCCACAGGGUUCAACACCCAUCAACUUUUCCAGACGGCCGACACUGUGAUUUCCACUGGAGGGGAAGCCAUGAAACGCUUGGCCUCUAUCAGAAACUCAGAACAGAAGGAGUUCCAGGAUUAUCCGGAAUCCGAUCAAGAUGAGGACUCGGACACAGAUAACUUUCCUAUAUUGGUUCGAUCCAUGUCCACGUCACGUAGACACAGCUGGGAAGUGCCAGUGUCGCCCUUUGACAUGGGAAGAAGAUUCAGUCUAGACACAAACGGCAUUGACAGUGAUGGGGAAAGAGAGGUAAACUGUUUGGACAAAAGUCCCCAUCUACCAUCUUCCUCCUUCUCCGAAAGCUCAGUGGAAGAAACCACCAGCGCUGUGGAAAGUGAAAUACCCCAAACACAAAAGCCAACCACAACAGCAACGACAAUAUACUCCAGAUCUGAGAUCCUUGCGACUGAUGAAAAAUCCCAAGCUGACAGAGUCUCCCGCAUACUGGAGACUUCUAAGCAGGCUGCCAGGGCGGCCGGAGAAGAAGAGCAGGGGUCAGAAGAGGGGCUGCAGUCAGAGGAAGGACGGAGUCAUGUGCUGAUGGUACAGAAUGUUCUGCAGGAGCUUAAGCAGUAUCACGGAGCUAAACACAGAACUUCAAGCACAGAAAAAAAGGAGGCGGCAGGGAAUUUCACAUGGUACGAGUUUCUUGCCAUUGAAAAUGAUGAAGAAGAGGAGGACAGACCAGAGCGUCCGGAAAAAGGCACCAAAGUCAAGCGGACUCUGAGCUCACUGAGGAACCGCGUGACCGGAUCCUUCAACAAAGACAAAGGUAAGACCCGAGACAAAGAGCAGCAGAAAGAGAAAAACAGAGAGAGAGAGAAAGAGAAAGAGUUGCACGAGCGUGAGAAAGUGCGGCGGCGCAGCGUGAGCGGCCACCAGCUCGUGCUCGGCUCGUUCUCCAACUGGGCGACAUGUUCACUGUGCAGCAAGACCCUUCAGAGGAAGCAUGGCCUGCAGUGUUUGAACUGCGCCGUCAACGUCCACAAGAGCUGCAAGAACCUGCUGCCCGAGUGUAGCAAUAAAAACAAGUCAAAAGACUCGCCGCAGAAGACAUCAAACUCUGCUUCUCAGUCACAUAGUCCAGCUCUGAGGGACCCCUGCUCUGCCCUGACUCCUGUCGAUGGCUCGUCCCGGACGUCUCGCUCUGCUCCAGGUAUGACCGUUCCACCCAAAGGACACAACGCCCAGCCUGCCUCCUCCAGCAACCCUACGCUCAGCCACAACAACAGCAGCAGCUCUAUCACCGGAGAGAUGGAUGAGGUUGACGCAUUCAGGAUGAAGCGCCCCACUGAUGACACCUUAUCUCUCGCCUCCACCAUGCCCGAGUCUCUCAUCAUUGAAGAUGCAUAUUACGCAACAGUACGAGGGGAACUGGAAGCCAUCGUGCAAGAUUUCGAAGUGGAGUCCUGGAGUCUGGCUGUGGAUCAGGAGUUCUUGAAGAAACAUUCGAAGGAAAUGAUCAAGAGACAGGAUGUUAUAUACGAGCUCAUCCAGACGGAGAUACACCACGUGCGGACGCUCAAGAUCAUGCUCUGUGUUUACGCUCGAGACCUGCGGGAGGCGCUACAGCUGGACGACAGGAAGCUGGAUUGUCUGUUUCCCCGGCUGGACAGCCUGCUGGAGCUGCACAGCCACUUCCUGUCCAGCCUCCGGGAGCGUCGCGCAGAAUCCCUGCAGCCGGGCAGUGAUCACAACUAUGCCAUCCAUAAACUCUCAGAUAUCCUUAUAUCCCAGUUUUCCGGAGAGCUUGGAGAGCGAAUGAAGGAAAGUUAUGGGGAUUUCUGCAGUCGGCACACUGAAGCGGUCAACUACUACAAAGAGCAGCUGCAGAGCAACAAGAAGUUCCAGAACCUCAUGAGAAAAAUGAGCAGUCUGCCAAUAGUGCGGCGGUUAGGCGUUCCAGAGUGUAUCUUACUGGUGACGCAGCGAAUCACAAAGUAUCCUGUUCUUGUGGAGCGCAUCCUGCACAACACAGAAGCCGGGACAGAGGAACAUGAAGGAUUGGCACAGGCUCUCAGUCUAAUCAAAGACGUCAUCGUUCAGGUGGAUGCACAGGUCAAUCUCUACGAGAAGGAAGCACGGCUCAGGGACAUCGCCUCCAAGGUGGAGUCCAAGUCCCUUGGGAAAAUCAAAGAUGGACGCGUUUUCCGGAAGGAGGACCUUUCUCAGGGGCGCCGCAAGCUCUUGUAUGAGGGCACGGUCAACUGGAAAUCUGCAUCUGGUCGACUAAAAGAUAUUCUCGCUCUCCUUCUUACUGAUGUUCUCGUCUUAUUGCAAGAAAAGGACCAGCGAUACGUGUUCUCCAAUGUGGACAACAAGCCAUCCGUUAUUUCACUGCAGAAGUUGAUCGUCCGUGAGGUGGCGCACGAGGAAAGGGCCAUGUUCCUCAUCUGUGCCUCCUCAAACGAACCGGAGAUGUAUGAAAUCCACACUGCCUCAAAAGAAGACCGCAUCACGUGGAUCACCCACAUCCGUCAGGCCGUGGAGAGCUGCCCACAUAUAGAAGAGAGAUUGUUUAGCGAGGAAGAGGAAGCCAGAGUCGCCCGCUUCCGAGAGUUUCAAGAUCGCCUGGCGUUGAAGGACGCUCAGAUUGUGCAGAGCCUGACGGAGAAGCUGCAGUUGUUUGCAGAGAUGUCUGAAUCUGUGGCCGGUUUAGAGGACGCCAGUUCUCGCCGUCUGCUGCUGCGGGGCGACUGCUCGGACCUCCAGCAGGGGGAGCAGCUGCUCAAAGGAGCCAUUACUGAAGUGGAGAACCUGCAGAACCUCCUUGCAUCUUUAGCUCGGGAUGUGUCUCCACAGAUGGAGGGGAACCAGAGUCUGUCCUUGAGUUUGCUCCCACGCAGAGCGGACACCUUCGGCGGAUAUGAUAGCACUCCUAGCAUACUGCCUAAGAACGGCAGUGUUAAGAAGAAGGUUGCUGGAGCGGCCGGCAGGUCCAGGGACAGGAGUCAACGUGCCAGCUCUGAUCCGCAGCUCAAAGAGGUGUACUCAUGUCAGGACCGGGACGAGCUGGACGAGGCCUCUUCACCUGGCUUGCACAAAAUGUGUUCCACCUGUCCAUUUCCAGAGUCAGAGUUCUAUGAGCGAGUGCUGCAGCUGUCCCAGAGGCUGUACAGUUUACAGGCCAUAAUCUCUCAGCAGGACAGCCACAUCGAGCUCCAGCGGGCCUCUCUCCUCACCGCCGAGCGGGAGCGUCCCGGCAGCCGGAACCGUGGCACAGACGUGCUUCUGGAGCAGGAGAAGCAGCGCAACCUGGAGAAGCACCGCGAGGAGCUUGCUGACUUCCAGCGGCUGCAGAGCCAGCAUCGGCAGCAGCAGGCCCGCUGGGAACGUGAGCGGGAGAAGCAGCGGAGGCUGGCGGAGGCGGCCGAGCAGCGGCUGAAGGAGCGAGAGGAGGAGUGUCAGCGACUGGAGCUGCGCUUGACCGAGGAGAGGCAGGAACUCGAAAGGCAAAGGCAGACGUACCAGCAAGACCUGGAGAGGCUGAGAGAGUCCACGCGUGUCGUUGAGAAAGAGAAAGAGCGAUUAGAGCAACAGAGGAAGUUGAAGAAGCACAACACGGUGCCAACAGCACUCAAUGCACAGGAAGCUGGACAGCUUUCCAGUUCCUCCAGCUUCAACGGUGAGCUGCUGCUCGGCGGAGCUCGGGACCAGAAGCUUCCUAAAAAAUCAAACCUGCGGGGAUCUCUCUCCGCAUCCCAGGCCGACUACCUGGAGCGUCCCGAAGUCCAGUCGCGCCGUGAGAGCUCCUGCAGCACCCUAACCGCCAAGACGGAGGUUCCCAUCCAUCUCAUCAGCACCACAAACCAGCUGCACAAGCAGGGCGGCGUCCAGCAGCAGAUACCGACCAAACUCGCCGCCCUCAGCAAAGGCAAGGAGAAGAGUGUGAAGGGCAAGAGUUCACACCGCACCGACAGUCGGGGUUCUGUUGACAUGAAGCAGAUGCUGCCCGUCAAGCUGUCAUCGAGGGAUUCGGACGGAGGUCACAAAGCACGCCGGUCCGUCAGCCCCUACCAACCUCAACAUUCGCACUCAGAUUCCCUCAGCCCUCCAGAUGUGCAUACGGACACCCAGUCUAGCCUCGAGCCCGCUGUCCUCAAAUCCCACGAGCAGACCUCCCAGCCCACCAUCCAGUACACUCUUACCGACGAAGCCACCAAGGAGGAAAUUAUCUUUUUCUGAGGCGUCCAAUGGGAUGCAAAGACAUUAGGCUAAUGUUUCAGACGAUGUUUUACUUAAGGAGCACAUUUUAAUCCUCCAAGUCUUAAAAACUAACAAUUUUAUUGAAGCCUGUAAAUUACGUCAAAGAAAAAUGUGCUUUAGUUAAUGUGAAAAAAGGCUCCGUGUUUGUCCAGAAAACCCAAAGACUUUGACGGACAGCUUCAGGUGAAGGACAUUUCUGUAGCACGAACGGGCGACAUGAAGGACGAAUGGAUGUUUUUAGGUUGCUUAUAGUUGUGGUAAGCAGUUUUGCACAGCGGUAAUGUCCCAUUUCAUUGAAAACUAUUUGGGACAACUGUUUUCUGUUGAAUUUGUUUCAUUUUUGGGUCACUCUGGAACAUUUUUGCUUAUGGAAAAUAGCAUACGUUGACAUUUAAAAAAAUGUAAGUCAGUUUUGACUGCACACUGUGUAAACUCUCAGCUUGGAUUAGUUGAUUUUACAAAAGCCAACUCAAUUUCAGUGGUCAUUUUAUUCAUGUGGCAUCUUUUUAGAGAUUACUACCAAAUGUUCACAAAAAAAUAAAAAUUAAGCAGUGGACAUGAAGACAAUCCAACAUUUUAUUAACUAUUCUUCUGUUAUUAAUUUAUAUGUUAGGAGAUCUUCCAAAUUGAGUAUUUUGAGAUUACUCAAAUAGAAAUCAGACGAAGGAUACAAAUGUCUUAAAUGAUAAAUGAACCAUGUUUUCAUCUUUCCAAAUGAUCAAAAAGUCAAUUUAAGACAUGACAUGGCUAAAAUACAAACGACUGAAUCUCAUGAAAACUAUUAAGGAAUGUCCAGGUCGUUAUUCACCCCGAAAAAUGUUUGCGUUAUGCUAUCAUGUUAAUGUCAUUUUCUCCUAACGUUUUCAAUGCCAUUCGGCAAAGAUUUUUAUUAUUUAAAUUGUUUUAAAUGGUAGUGUUUUUGCUUUAUUGUUGGUGUUUUAGUGUUUUAAAUUAAUUUUUGAUAAAAUUAACAAACAAUUGCGGUGUCUGAUCAGUGUUUUACUGUAUUACAGUACUUAAAAUGGUUGGGGUUUUUUUGCAUUAAGAUAUUGAGAACUUUUAGGAGAAAAAAAUAAAAUAUGACAUUAAUGUACACCGUUCCAUUUAAGAUUAGUGCCAACUAUGUUUAAAUAUUGUGGUAGAUAUAUACAGUCAGUUUUUAUUUCUAAAAUUGAUUUAAAAUCUUAAAUUGGUUUCCUUACCAUCCACAUUCGAGAAGGAAAGCGUCGUCUUAAUCAGGUUUCCUUUAAACACAUUUCACGUUUUUGCAUUUCCUACUUUCUUAUGACCCACAUUCAUUUCAUUCCAUGUCUAAAUUAAGUCUCUAAAGUUAUCAAGCAUUUCCUCUGUCCUCAAGCUGACCACACAAACGGCAUGUGUGACGUAAUACUGUGGAUUUCAGAGUAAUGCUGCCAAAAACUAGGAUUUAAACCACUCUGAAAAUAACGUGUAUCUCUGAUGUCCGUUUCCUGCGACCAUGUGACUUAUAUGUAUAUUUUGUACAUAGUUUCCUUUUAACAUAAACGAGAUGUUGAUAUUAUGCAAGAAUUUCAUGUGACCACUGAAAUUACAGCUGGAUCGUUUGGGUAUAAUUUGUUUGUUUUAAUUUGUAGGCACUUUUUUUUUUUUUUUUUUUUUUAUUAAUCUGUCAUUUAGUGAUUUUCAGUUCGAUAACUACCCAUAAUGCAUUGCUUUUGGAUAACCUUCGGAUUCACCUAUUCCACUUGAUGGAAGAAGUAUUUUUGAUGCUAAGUUUAUAAAAAUGGCUUGAUUUGAUAUUAGUCCGAAGCUUUUCCGUGGUGCAAGUGAAAGGAUAUUUUCACACUGUAGCAGAUCGGUUUUGACUCUCAAUGAUGUGUAAAUAGUACGUCACAUGAUGUCGAUGACCUAAUAAUGAAGUUAGUGACUAAAUGCUGUUUGUCUCACUCCUUUAGCUGCAGCGCACUUUAUCGCAGAAUGAAUUGUUUUCUUUGAUUUGUUCCACUGUGAGUUAAAAAACAACAUCAUCAUGUUGCUUAAAAUUGUCUCUUGAUUCGGCCGGCAUUCAUCGUGACUGUAGCUACUUGGUGUCUGUGAUUGUACGAGAUAAUUCUACGAUGUUAUUGCUAUGUGAAGACGGUUUAUUGUCAAAUAUUGUUGUCAAAUUGUGUUUAAAAACUAUCAUUUUUCUGUUUCCAGUUACACUAGCCACUUUUCAAUACCAGCAAACUUUAAGGGGGACCUCAAGUGUUAAUAUUUCUGAUGUUUUGUGUCUUAAGUUUUUAUCACGCAAGGCCAGUUUUUUUUUUCUACCACAGCAUUGUACUCACUCUACCGGAGAAAAAUAGAAAAACUUGUGAACACUUAAAACUGCUGCCUUUAGAGACAUUUUAGUAAUAAAAUAUGUGGGGAAUAAA
Carassius gibelio (silver crucian carp) is the source of this 7133-nucleotide messenger RNA. RefSeq names its product rho guanine nucleotide exchange factor 18. The record is from RefSeq and is a predicted model, not a curated record. Lineage: Eukaryota; Metazoa; Chordata; Actinopteri; Cypriniformes; Cyprinidae. The transcript is spliced from 31 exons. Gene Ontology annotation, molecular function: guanyl-nucleotide exchange factor activity. The coding region runs from base 559 to 4716 and encodes 1385 amino acids.